CAGUACUGGUUUCCAUAGCCGACCUGAUUGAUACAAAUUCUCAGGUCAAGGUGAACCACACUCUCAUGGGAACCUUGUUUUUAUAUAGCAGAAAAGGCAAAAAUGAAACGAACACCAACGUAGCCUUUUGAAUUGAUCAUCGGGGUGAUCGAACUGAGCCAGUUCUGGUUUGAAGAUCGUACGAUCAACAUCGCGAAGAUGCGCUUGAUCUUGUUGAUGACUAUUGCAGUAGGGUUUGUCAUAGGAGCAGUUUGGUGUGAUUCAAAUGUGACUCAUCCGCAUAGCUCCAGUGCGAUGGCAGGAGGAUUUUCGUUCGAGAUGAUCUUGACAAAGCUGCAGCUGCUCGAGCACCAGCUCAUGAACAAUGACAUAGAAGUUCACGAACGGAUCACCGUGUUAUCAUCGAAUGUGGGUAAAUUGGUAACAACCGUGGAACAGUUAUCUUGGGUUGUCCAGCAGACGGGAGAAACAGUCAACCAAAUGAGUUUUAAUGGCAAGCUUAUUGGUCAAAACCUGAGUUUCAUCCAGCGUGAUCUUAAAGAUGUUAUAGCGCAGCAGCAGCUGCUUCUCACAAGCCGACAGUUUGGGGACUACUUAAUGCAAGCUGGUUGUAAAACAAACAAUCUAUCACAAAUCGUUACGCACCGUGAAAGCAGAUACACCUCUUGCAGCAACUUGCCCUUUCACGUGUCCGGCAUAUAUCAGAUUCAACCGGAAAAACCCUUCAAGCAACCAAUGACGGUUUUGUGCGACCAGGAGUACGAAUCCGGCGGAUGGACAGUGAUUCAGCAUCGCUUCGACGGUUCGGUGAACUUCUACCGCGACUGGAACGAGUACAAAGAAGGAUUCGGCCAUCUGGAGGGCGAGUUCUGGUUGGGCUUGGAUCGCAUCUAUCAACUAACCGGUUCAACGCCACAUGAGCUUGUUGUGCUGCUGGAGGACUACGAUGGCAAUAACACGUAUGCCAAGUACGACCUGUUCGAGAUUGGAAAUGAGCAGCAAAGGUAUGCGAUUACAAAAAUCGGCGAAUACUCCGGUACGGCUGGAGACUCGAUGGGCGAGCUGAAUGGUAUGAAGUUCUCCACGCUCGACUCGGACAACGACACCUGGGGUGAUAGCUGUGCCGUUACCUACUUCGGGGCCUGGUGGUAUGGGGCUUGUCACAAGAGCAAUCUGAACGGAAAGUAUUUGCGAGGAGAGACGAAAGAGUACGCGUCCGGGAUGGUGUGGUAUACGUUCCGUGGACAUCAUUAUUCGUUGAAGUCGUCAAAGAUGAUGAUAAAACCCAAAGCUAAGAUCCCAUAAGCAGAUAUUACCGUUGAAGCGUCACCCGACUCUUGUAAACAUCCGGUAGCGUGCUUGCUACGGUUGCUUCAUGCUGAAUCAAAGCGUUUGUCCGAUCGGUCGUCGGAAUCAACCUCCAUUAUCUUUAUUCAACUGAAUCAACUUCAAUAAAUUAUGAUUGUAUUACAUAACUAAGUCUAUGGUGACUAAUUCCACAUUGUCACACA
Molecule: messenger RNA, 1511 nt
Organism: Anopheles coustani
Lineage: Eukaryota; Metazoa; Arthropoda; Insecta; Diptera; Culicidae
Product: ficolin-2-like
Exons: 2
Coding region: 199-1305 (368 amino acids)
Source: RefSeq, a predicted model, not a curated record